AAUUAGUUUUAUCGUUGGUCUCCAAGUUUCUGUGCUGUAGCAACAUUUUACUCAUACAGUCAUAUGUGGAGAUUGAUGAAUACAGUUCAUUUUCUAAGGAUCUCGUUGCCUCUUUACUUUAGUUGUGCAGUUACUAGAAGCUGAGAGAUUGCGCAUAAUUCUUCAAGAGGGGUGCGAGUGCAAAUAGGACUCCACUACAACAACGUUGAGUGGGUUGGAAUUCACGUUCCAACUUUACAUUUCUGGUAAGUUGGUGAAAACAUUUUCCAGGCAUGUUCAUUAAAUAACUGAUAAUCAAUCACCUGGCGUACCUUGAGUAACUCGUAAAUCUCCCAGAAAUUGUGAUUUACUUUCGUUCCACAUGGCUGAAAUCAAACAAAAACUAAAAAGUCACCAUUGUCCAUUCACUAUUUUCAGCAGGUCAUUUGAGUUGGCCUGCUUAUACAUGCUGGCAUUGAAGGUAGGCUGUGGAUAGCGGGAAUGGGAUAGCAAGCUUCAGUGAAUUCUCACGAACAGAACGAUAGUCUUGAGUUUUGUACACAAACAUGUAUUUCAUAUAAUAUACAUGGGCCGUGAUAAUAUACAGGAUUUAGGAGUGUCGUAACAUCUUGUCGUUGCAAUUUCCACCGCCAGUCUAUUUUAUAGAGGAAAUUGCACGAGGCAGUGUUGUUUUGUGAUUAAUAUUGUUAAAAUAACUAGUCACGUAAAUUUGAUGUUUAAAUUUAGUAAAAGAUAAUCUGAUGGAGAAAAAAGAAAGCUUUAAAUGCAAUUUGAAAGCUGAUAACUUUAAAGAUGCCAGGAAUAAAGAUAAUGUUAUAUUUUACAACCAUUUUGAAAAAUAUUCUUCUUUGCAAAUGCAACCUUGAUUUUUCUGAUACGAGAGUUCAUCCAAUGUUGUAUUUUGAUGCGCAUGACGUGGCAAAGCUUCGCAAAAUUGCGUCAACUUCUCAUGCAAAAAUUGCUGGGCUCAUACAGAAAACCGGUGAGGCAUUGGUAGAUAAUCCAGACGAAAACUUGCCACCGAAGAACCAUACCUUAUUUGCAUCGGAGUGGAACGAACGUUAUGGAAAUCGCUUGUGUUCCUACGCAAUGUACAGUCUCCUACAGCCAGAAGACAAUGUGGCUUUUGAGUUAAUUCAAGAAUUCAUGGACAGAAUGGAAAGUUAUCCAGAUUGGUAUUUGACUGAAAGUCGAGGGAGGCAUCAAAGUCCAAUUGCCCAUUCUUUAAUUGGUUUUACCACUGCUUACGAUUUUCUAUACGACAGAUUUGAUCCUGACAGGCGUGCAGUUUAUUAUCACAAAAUUAGAAAUACAACUUUUCACAUGCGAGAAGUUUUGUCAGAUAAGAAAUUUGGAUGGACUAAGCAAUAUAUACACAAUCUUGCGUUUUCUAACAUACUUUCAAUAAUUAUCGGGGCUCUAGUAGUGAAAACACAAGAGCCUGACAUAGCAAAAGAGUGGACUGAAAUGAGCAAAAAUAAUUUGGAAUCCGCUUUGGACAUCCUUUCUCAUAUUACUGAUGGGUCUCUAGACGAAGGAAUGUGUUACACGAGUUACUCUUCUCGUAGUAUCACUCAGUAUGUCUAUCUUGCUCAACGCCAUUUUAAUAUUGACCACACAAACCAUCCAUGGCUAAAGCAGCACUUUUGGUUUUUGUAUAAAACUACGUUGCCUGGUUUUCAGCAUCCCUUUGGCUUUUCUGACGGUAGACGAAAUUGGUGUUACGGACCGCAAAGUCAAUUGGUGUUUCUAGACGCGUACGUGAUGAAAAACGGAUAUGGAAACUGGCUCGCUGAUAAAAUACGAAACGCAACGUCUAAAAAUACGCUUUUCGAUCCACAUCCUGACUUUUUGUGGAGCACUUUACAUACCGAGUAUAUAUUUUACAACGCAUCGUUAACAGCUACAAAACCGUUGGAAAGAUAUGAUGGCAAAAUGCAUAUUUUCCCCGACUUAGGCCUUGUAACCUUUGGCGGCGGACAAGAGAUGACAAAGAGGAACACAUUUCUAUCUUUCAAAUCAGGUGUUUUAAAUGGAGAAUACGUCGAAUAUAUCAGAUACAAUAACAAAAUAUCCCUUAAAACAAAUCGUUGGAAGGGGUUCAAUCCCGGACACGAACAUCCGGAUCAAAAUUCUUUUAUAUUUUCACCAAACGGCAAACAUUUUAUAACUGAAGCAUACUACGGUCCAAAGUUUUCAUUUCUGGACAACGUCAUCAUUUUCGGCCCGUUCAACAUUUCUCAAUAUAACCAGACGUGGGAAGGACAGAUCGGGGAAACAGAUACUUGGUUGAAAUACGCCUUGUAUACUGGAAGAAAAAUGCGAGGAGAAAUAUUAACAGCAACAACUUCGGGUGAUAUGGCUUUUAUUGCUGGAGAAUCAGGUGGAGCAUACUCGUUAACUUUGGGAUUAUCAAGUGUCUUCCGUGGUGUUCUUUUGAUCAAUCCUGAAGUUCUCGUUAUAAUCGAUAGUAUUAAGCUUCAGCAAGGAAGUAAAACCAAAUAUGCCAGCGCGUUGUUUCAUAAUAUUUGGAAGCAAUUCGGAAAAUACUCCAAUCUGGGAUAUGAAGGUGCGCAAGUUCAAUACCCCGAAGGUUCUUAUUCGAUGUUAUCAAUUGGAAAAGGUGGCGGAAACACCAAUGUAUCAUUACACAAAGACGUGCAACCGGGCGGGUUAGGCUUACGCGAAGGCGCCACAAACUAUGUCAACGUUACUUUCAGUUUACAAGAUGACGUUACUGAUAUAAUUCACGUGUUUUCGGGACCAAAUUACGCUAUAAAUAGAGCAAGAAUAAGUAACGUGUACGGGAAAGCAGGCGUAUCACUACUACUUCAAAUAAAUAACAUGGAAUACGAUAUCAAAAUUGCGACAGUUCCUCCAUUGUCUGUUCAACCACAUGAGAGAGUAACUGAAUUUUGUGGAUACGCCACCGUUUCUGUUGGCAAUCAGACACAUUACUUUGGACUGGAUGAUAAAUCACCUAAAGAAGCAGAAAGAGCAAAACGAAAACGUUAUAUUUUGAAAAAGUUUCUUAACAAAAAUGAGUCAGCGUUGUUACCUCAAUUUUCCAUUUUUACACUUUCUUCUAAAAAAUUAAGAAACUCGGAUACACAAAGAUCUGAUGAUUACGAACCUGUCAACUUUAUUUGGGAUAAACUACCAAAACACCUGAUGUUACCGAAAAGUUCAAUUCUAAUUUUACUACUUCCUUUGAUUACAUUAGUAAUUUUCUUCAUCAUUUCAUUGAAAAUACGAAAUUACUGGGUAAAACACUUUUGGAGAAACAUGAGACUGGACUUGAAAAUAUUGUUUAUUCUUUCGUUCAUCACUGUAUUUGCGAUUAUUACAUAUUCAUUUUCUAUUCGAAAGAAUGUCACCCGCGAGCAGUUAUCACCGAAUGAAUCGCGGAUCAGAUCUGAUACUUUCUCACGAUAUAAUUCAAUGUCUACAAGUCGAAUCAGAAGGAAAAAACACGAAGAACAUCGAUGGAAUAUCUUCAUUCCGAAAAAGCCGUUUGUUUUCAUAGCUUCACUUCCCGGAUCGGGAUCUAACUUAUUUAACGAACUUUUUCAUGAUUUGUCGUUUUCAAAUGUCAUGGAUCUUUCAAAAAAUAACUACUCUGUCUCAUCGAAUUUAUGCAAAUGGCCUAAAAACAAAAAGAAGAUUCAGUCCAAUUUUAUUCGGCAGCUUCAAAUUCAUCGGAAAGAGAACUCAACCAAUAUGACGUUUGUAAAUGAUGACUCUGGUUUUUGGAUUUCCAAGUUACCAUGGUUGAGAAAAGCUGUCGGUAAACGCGAUUUCCAAGCAGUUGUGAUAGUUCGUGACCCAAGAUCAUGGAUUUCUAGCAUUCUUGACUCGAAAAAAAACAAAAGCUACACGAGAAUAAAAUCAGAUCUUCUAAAGCCAUUUGAAACGUCGUGCAAUACAGUUGGAUCGGAAAAUCUUCUUUACUAUGAAUAUUUCAAUCAAAAUUACAAAAAUUCGACAAGCGAAGUUGUAAAAUUAUCAGUACUGUGGACAAUUAAAAUAGCUAACGCUGUAGCCAACGAAGCUCAAGAUGAUGAGCAGUGGCCUCUGCACAUUGUUAGAUUUGAAGAUGUUGUGAAAGAACCAGAUGAGACGACAAUGGAUUUAUUUUCUAAAUUGGGUUUGCCUUUAGGAUUGAAAAACUUGAGCAAAAUAUCGAGGGCAGUAAAAGGGCAACGAUUUGAGCUUCCCUUGGGCGACAUUCUUUCGACUGACAUUUUAGAUAGUUGGAAAACUAAACUUACUAAAUCUGAUCAAAAUAUUAUAAAUAAUAUUUGUUGUCCGCUAAUGAAUAUUCUCAAUUAUAAUUGCUGAUUU
Styela clava is the source of this 4344-nucleotide messenger RNA. RefSeq names its product dermatan-sulfate epimerase-like protein. Gene Ontology annotation, molecular function: chondroitin-glucuronate 5-epimerase activity. Lineage: Eukaryota; Metazoa; Chordata; Ascidiacea; Stolidobranchia; Styelidae. The record is from RefSeq and is a predicted model, not a curated record.